Molecule: messenger RNA, 1378 nt
Organism: Lentinula edodes (shiitake mushroom)
Lineage: Eukaryota; Fungi; Basidiomycota; Agaricomycetes; Agaricales; Omphalotaceae
Product: mitochondrial carrier
Exons: 10
Coding region: 299-1207 (302 amino acids)
Biological process (GO): alpha-ketoglutarate transport; mitochondrial citrate transmembrane transport
Cellular component (GO): mitochondrion
Molecular function (GO): tricarboxylate secondary active transmembrane transporter activity
Source: RefSeq, a predicted model, not a curated record
UCAGCGAAAAAAUUUAUGCCUAUUUAGUGACUCUUCCAGUCAAGUCCUGCAAAAUAAAGACGCUUUCAUAGGUCUCUUCCUGUGAGUUGCGGGUACAGUCGAUGAGUAUUUUAGAAUGGGAAGCGGUAGGAAACCUGCGUAAAAUUGCCGACGGACCGGACACCCCGACAAAUAAGAAUAAAUCCGUUGGGGAAACAUCAUUCGACAUUUCACCUUACCCUUCGUUACCCUUUCAUCCUCUUUCUCUCUCUUCCAACUCUCUCCCUCUCUCCACGGUCACUGGUCACUGGUUAAUACGAUGGCAAUUCAAAAAGAACCUGGACAAAAGGGGGUCAACUGGUCCAAUAUUGCUGUCGGUGCUAUAAUGAAUAUGUUCGAGGUUACUACUCUUGGACAACCGCUGGAGGUCCUCAAGACGCAGAUGGCUGCUAAUCGGUCUCAGUCAAUGUGGCAGGCUUGCAAAACUGUCUGGUCUCGAGGAGGCGUCGUUGGAUUUUAUCAGGGCUUGAUUCCAUGGGCUUGGAUCGAGGCAUCCACGAAAGGCGGUGUUCUGAUGUUCACGGCUUCAGAAGUCGAAACUGCUUCUCUUGGAAUGGGUGUCAAUCCUGCAUUUGCUGGGCUGUUAGGUGGAAUGACUGGAGGCGUCGCACAGGCUUACGCCACAAUGGGCUUCACGACAUGUAUGAAAACGGCUGAAAUUACACGUCACAAAACCGCUGCCGCUGGCGUCAAGCCGCCUUCAACUUGGGCUCUCUUCGCUGAGAUUUACCGUAAGGAAGGUCUUGCAGGUGUGAACAAGGGUGUCAAUGCGGUUGCAGUCCGUCAAUGUACCAAUUGGGGUUCUCGAAUGGGUUUCGCUCGUCUGGCCGAGUCAAGUAUCCGGAGCAUUCGUGGAAAAACAAAGGAUGAAAAACUGGGUGCAAUGGACAAAAUAUUGGCUUCGUCGAUCGGUGGUGCUUUGGCAACUUGGAAUCAGCCCAUUGAGGUAAUCCGGGUUGAGAUGCAAUCUAUGGCUAAAAAUGCUGCUGCCAGUGUCAAUCGACCUGCUAAGCUCACAAUCUGGUCCACUUUCACGUAUAUCUACAAAGAGAACGGGAUCAAAGGUUUGUAUAGAGGAGUGACCCCUCGGAUUGGACUGGGCAUUUGGCAAACUGUUUGCAUGGUUUCCCUAGCAGACUACGUCAAGGCUUGGGUUAAGAGUCAAUAGUAGAUUCACAGGCUGACCUGAUCUAAACGCAUUUCUAAAUCUUACGUAGAGUUGUAUCUUAUUCCUUGCUGCUAUCGAGCUCGAGUAGGUUCGAGUGUGGUUUAAUUAUAUUACUGGAUAUUUACGGUCAUAAGCUUACUCGGGCCCGGGUAAGAGACUGCCCGACUGCGA